UCCGCGACUUGCAUAGUAAGCGAUGCAUGUGAACAUCGAGUCUAGAAAUGAAUGAAAACGUUUUGCUUAUCCGUUCUGUGUCAGACAUUUGUAUUUCUUGUAAAUGGAUUUUACGACUUUUUGCUGUCCUCGCAAAGGGCGACAUAGAUAUGUAUAUAGAACACACACAUGGAACCACAGAUGCAAUGACGAGAAGAUAGCCCAUGUAUGACACUGGUUGUCAGGUAUGACACUGUGUAUAGCUUUAUCGUUGUUCUAUGAGUGUACAGCCCUGCUUAUGACCUGCGACGACGCUGAUCUGAUGCAGCGUUGGUAACAUCGCGCCCGCUGCAGGGUGGACGGGUAUUACCGCUGUGUGGAGCUGGCCAUCGGCCGUCUGACCCGUCGUGGGGACGCCAUGACCUGUCCGGGCGACGGCGCGAUCUACAUGUACGGCCGCCACUACGCCAUCGGCGCGCGGAUGGCCAACAACGAAGUCGAGUAUACCAAGAGGCUUGCGUGUUACCAGCUGCGUCGGCCGGAGAGAGACCCCCUUUUCUGGAGGACUCAUCUGGAGAAAACAGAGCUCGGCUCGUACUACUGCAAAGCUCUGUAUGGCUUUGGCACGGCUCGGGAAGCCGUAUAUCUGUUAGCCAAUGAAGACAAUGUGAAAAGCGGAUUUUGCUUCUUUGCCGGCGGGAUGUCGGACAUGUUGCGCACCGUUAAUCGACGAUGGUGUCAGCUGUCUGCCGGAGGCGUCGUGGCGUUCAGAGCCUGGAAGAAGUGAUCCGUUGGCAGUGUUAUUAGCUGCUGGUGGGGGAGGUCAUACCAUUUAGACUCGGAGCAUAAACGGCUUUUGUUGGCCUAGUGAAGUCAGUCGUCUGUAGUAGAGAUUGUUUCAUUCCAGACAAGCGCACCGACAGCGUUUAUUGUGGGAUGGCUUCUUCCAUCUACCAACCUCAACGGUACCUGUAAAAAGGUGCCUUGACAGUUCAGAAUGUUCCUUGGAGACAAAUUUAAAGUGUAUUUCCUUCUGGGGUGUACUUCCUGCCGCGUGAUCGAUAGCGUGAUGAUGGUGACUUUUUGUACGUUGUAUUUUAUUGAUAUGCACGAUAUGGCUGUAUGAUAAUGAUUUUAGCUAGCUGAUCUUGCAGUGUCCGUUGAUUUGACAGUUACAAACGGCGUUAAUAUAGAUUCGAUUGUGAUUGUGAUAUAAUGUUUCCCAGCAUUUAAUCAUGGGACCUAAACAUGUUGACCUGAACGGAAUACAAAUGCUAUAUC
Pollicipes pollicipes is the source of this 1260-nucleotide messenger RNA. RefSeq lists its product as uncharacterized. Bases 398 to 766 code for a protein of 122 amino acids. The record is from RefSeq and is a predicted model, not a curated record. Lineage: Eukaryota; Metazoa; Arthropoda; Thecostraca; Pollicipedomorpha; Pollicipedidae. The transcript is spliced from 3 exons.